Trypanosoma conorhini is the source of this 726-nucleotide messenger RNA. RefSeq lists its product as uncharacterized. The record is from RefSeq and is a predicted model, not a curated record. The coding region runs from base 1 to 726 and encodes 241 amino acids. NCBI's taxonomy places the organism in Eukaryota, Euglenozoa, Kinetoplastea, Trypanosomatida, Trypanosomatidae. The transcript has a single exon.
AUGGAUGAGUUUGGUCCCGCCGGGGAACAGGCGCAACUCCGCACCGUGCAGCAGCUCCUCCACGCCUUUUCGGAGACGCCCUCCUGCGUGGUGCUCCUCAGCACCGCGCUUGGCGAGAUGUUGGGCGUCCUCGCUCGCCAGCAGGAGUGCAUCAGUGAAAUAGUCGCCUCGCUGCAGGCAGCAAGGGAGGAGCGCAGACAAGAACUUUCUGCAGUGUCGCAGAGCCUUGCGGAUGUUCUGCGUGACACCAUUAACCGCACAGCGGCUGCCGUUAGUGAGAUACGGGGGCAGGUAUCUUGGCAACAACGCAAGUGCGGCGCUGUUUCAUUUUCUGAAGAAAAUUGUAUCGAAUUAAAACAUGAGAUUGCGGAUCUUCGCCGAUUAGUGCUGGAUCGCCUGCCCCGUCAAAAUUUUUCCGGGGCAGAGAGGCAUGAAGGGGACAGUGCGGUCUACCCUGCACUUGCGGCUACGAGGGCAGAGCUGCGGGACCUCAGUGCACAACAGCAAGCUUUACUGGAGCUGCUUGACCUGCGCAAGACGUUGCUUCGCCAGGGGUACACUGGGGAUUCGGCGGUGGACGUGCGUCAAAUCCGCCUCCUUGACACUGUCGCAAAGGUGAAACUGGUGCACCAACUACCGUGUUUUCACGUCCUGGCGACGGCGCUCGCGUCCCCUGAGCGUCGCUUGCGUGCGGACGCGGCCGCCGCCAACCCCCCGGUGGCGUGA